AGAAAAUAUAUUUUCUCCAUGUACUUCAGUGUUGGUCUAGUGCCCUCAGUUGUUCAGGAGCUGGAGAUUAUUGUAGAGGAGUCUCUAACUGUCAAAGAGUGCCUUAGGGAAAUGUUGCAGAUGGCGAAACUUGAAGGUGCGUCAUGGCACUUAAGGAGAGUGGACUGGUGUGAGGAGAUCGGAGAGCCACUUACGGAUGAGAAUGCAUCUCUGAAAGAGGCAAAGGUCAUUCAUGGGGACACACUGGUACUGGUGGAGGUGGCGACUGCCUCCAAAGGGUUACCUCAAGCUGUCUGUGAAGAUGUGCAUAGAUGUGAUUGACAGCUCCAGCGUUCCAGAGCUGGACCACACAGCAGAGUGUCAGAGCACUGAGGGGCUCACCACAGAGGGGUCUGGAUCAGAGAUGAGAUUCAUUGGUCAUGUGGAGAUAUCAGAGGAGGCUUCACUUGAUGAUCUCAAGACUCAG
Messenger RNA from Cyprinus carpio (common carp), 466 nucleotides. Its product is annotated as ubiquitin carboxyl-terminal hydrolase 40-like. Lineage: Eukaryota; Metazoa; Chordata; Actinopteri; Cypriniformes; Cyprinidae. The record is from RefSeq and is a predicted model, not a curated record.